Molecule: messenger RNA, 3048 nt
Organism: Hydra vulgaris (swiftwater hydra)
Lineage: Eukaryota; Metazoa; Cnidaria; Hydrozoa; Anthoathecata; Hydridae
Source: RefSeq, a predicted model, not a curated record
AUUAAAUGACCCUUAUGCGUCAAACUUUAAAAUAUUAUCGUGACUAAAGUUGGAAAUUAAUAGGUCAAAAUUAAAAUAAUUGUAAAUAUUGUGGGUUUAGCGUUUUACAAUUAUAUGUACUUGAUAAUCUUCAUCAUUGAUUUAAGCUUUAAUCGUUAAAAUCGGUAAACGAUAAAUUAUAUAAGAUUUCAAGAUACAUAAUAAGAUAAUUUUUAUAAGAAUAAAAACAUAACUCUUAAGAAAUAAAAAGCAACAUUAAUAUGGAUUCUCUAUCAAACUUUCCAAUGCCUGAAAUGAGUAUAACAGCUUGCGAAAUUAAACAAGUUCUUAAAUUGACGUUAGAGUCAAAACAAUUCAAGCAAUUUUUAAGCGAAUGGGAGAAAAAUUUGGACUAUCUUUCUUUACUUCAUUCUGACUUUAUCGAAAGAGUAAAAGAAAAAGAGAACUGGACAACGGAAGAGUUUAUACAUAAACUGCUAUCCAAUCGCGAGUCGAUACCAAACUCGACAUCAGUACCAUUUUUAUUGAAACAGAGUCAGAUUCAUAAGGAUCAAACUUUUUAUGUAUCUUGUCUAGCAAUGAGUGUUGGAAUGUUGAAAUCGGAUGAUUCUGUUCUAAAAAAAUACGACAAUACUAAAUUUAGUUCUUCGAAUUUAGAAAACACGCAGCAAUCAAAUAUGUUCAGUUGUCGAAUUCCUGGAAAGACAAAAGAUACAAUUUACGGAGACGAAAAAAGCAAACACGUUCUUGUUCUUUUUAAAGGUUGUGCUUUUAUUGUUUACAUUUUGUCUUCUAAAGGUGAAACAUUAAACUUUUCUGAAAUUUAUGCGCAAAUAAAGGCAAUAACAAACUAUGAUGGUAAAAUAAUACCAUCAGUAUGCAAGUUUACUUCACUCAAACGCAAUAAGUGGAAUGAAAUUCGUGAAAAUCUUUCAUUGAAAAAUAGAGAGUCGUUAAAGUUUAUGGAAAAUUCGAUUGCGACAAUUAUUGUUGAAGAUGAAGAUUGCCCUUCUGAAUAUCAUGAAGCGAUUAAUCAUGUAAAGUUUGGAGAUAAGUUUGGAGAUGCGUUACAUGGCAACAUGCGUUAUUAUGAUCAAAUAGUUAAUAUAAUCGUCUAUAAAAAUUGUGUUGCUGGUUUAUUGCUAGAACAUACAGUUGUUGAUGGGUAUUUGAUGUAUGUUAUUUGUCAGUCUCUUUAUUAUUUGGGUGAAACUUGUGGAGAAAAAACAAUGAUAAAAAAAAGUUUUGAUGAAAUAAAAUUCAAUUUUAACCCUAUUUUUUUUAAUCUUGAAGACAUAGAAUUUGAAGGAAACCUUUGUGUGAGAAACAAUAUUGAAUAUUUUGACUUUUUUGGAUAUGAAGGUAUCUUCACAAUAUUAAAAGAACAAAGGUUAUACGAAGUUUGGAUUAACUUUGGUUUACAAUUAGCAAUUAAGCGAACAUUUGGAACUCUAAAAUUUUUGUUGGUUACUCCAACACAUGUAAGACAUUUCAAAAAAGGCCGAACGAAUCCAACCUACACGAUAACAGAAAAAUCAGUGAAGUUUUUAGAAGAAUUGAAUUCUAAUCAAUCAAGUUAUGCCAUUGGUCCACACAUUGGGCAAUUUCGAAAUUGGCUUUCAAACGAUGGAAAUAUAUUGAAAGCACUUAUGGAAAUUUUUUGGUCUCCGUCUAUAUAUUUAACAGGAUAUGAAUCAGCGAAAGGAAUCGACUUUGCAACUUCAAACAUGUACGCUACAAAUCAAUUACAUGUAAAUUAUUUUGGUUCAGAAAACAGAGUUCGAAUUAUUAUGAAUGCCAAUGGUAUAUUUGAAGAAAAUCUAAAAGAAUUGAAAAAUAACUUUUUGAAAGCCAUGUUUGAUAUUCAAACAGUUGCUACUAAAACUGCUAUAGCUCUUCAAAUGGGUGCACUGAAAACUCUCAAAAAUUGUGAAAAACAGAAUGAAAAAUUACCUUUUCUAUUAUUAAUUCAUGGAGGAGCUGGAGUCAAUAUAUCUUUGGAUCAAGAAAUUAAAGAGGUAAUUUUAUUUUCUCUAAAAUCAGCUCUUUCAAUUGGGAUAAGCUCACUGAUAUCCGGUGAAAGUACCGUUGAUGCUGUAAAAAAAGUAGUUACUUCUUUGGAAAAUUGUUUUUUGUUUAAUACAGGAAAAGGUUUAAUUUUUAAUGAAGAGAACGAACAUGAAUUAGAAACUUCAAUUGUUGAUGAUAAAAAUAAAAUUUGUGGUUCGGUAGCAUGUCUUGCAACUAUAAAAAAAGCUACAAGAGCGACAAGGAUAGAAAAAACGCCCCAUUCAUUUGUUAUUGGAAAAGAGUUUAAUCUUCCGACAGUUGAAAAUUCUUAUUUCAAUACUGAUCAUUGUCGUAGAGAAAUGAAUGAUAACGUUUUUAAAUCCUAUGACCAUAAAAAAACAGUAGGAGCGCUAGCUCUUGAUACUUAUGGUAAUAUUGCUGCAGCCUCUUCAACUAGCGGAACAAUGAAAAAGACGAAAGAAAGAAUUAGUGAUACAGGUGUUGUUGGCGAAAGAAUCUAUUCAGAUGAACAUAAUACAGUAGUAUGUUCCGGAAACGGGAAAGCACUUAUACAAAAUUCUAUUGCAUCCAAAAUUGCUUGUUGCUACAAAAUUAACAAAAGUCUAAGAGAUUCAUGUAGGGAAGUUCUUAAAAGUGAACUUGGGUCAAAUUUUGGGGGAGUUAUAGCUUUAAGCUCAGAUGGCUCUUUUCACGUUGAAAGUUGUUCAGAACCAAUGUUUAUUGGAUCAUUUGACGGAGUUAAUUCCCGUAUUGAAAUUUUGGAUAACAAGAGUCUAGAUACUCAUAGUUUAAAACUCAAAUUCUAGAUAUAAAAUUAUAGUAAUUUUUAUACCCAAGAAGUUGUUGAAAUUUGCUUCUAGGCUACCGCCAAGUAUGUGGGAUUUAUCUUUGAGUUAAAAUGCAUUCACGUGCAACUAUUAUAAAAGUGAUUCAUUCUUAUUAACACUUUUAUUUUUAUUAUAAAAAACUAAAUAUAGUAUCAUAAACAAAAAUUAUACUAUAUUAAAAAUAAAAAUA